Messenger RNA from Fonsecaea nubica, 444 nucleotides. RefSeq lists its product as hypothetical. The coding region runs from base 1 to 444 and encodes 147 amino acids. Lineage: Eukaryota; Fungi; Ascomycota; Eurotiomycetes; Chaetothyriales; Herpotrichiellaceae. The transcript is spliced from 4 exons. The record is from RefSeq and is a predicted model, not a curated record.
AUGCUGUCAGAACCUGUUCUUCCCCCACUCGAGGGCUAUCCGGAUGUACACGAAUUCGAUGAGCUGAUGAAACGUUACGUCCAAGACCUCUCUCCCAAGAAACAGGACAAGGCUCUCAUUCAUGCGCGGCGAGCUGCCAACAUCAAACAUGUGCUUAUUGACAAGAAGACAACGGCCAUAGAGUCAGCCCAAUUCAGGUUUUGGGUCAAGAAGAUGUUUACACUGCAACCUAACGACAGCAAAAUCCCAGAGCAUUUAAGGAAGAUUUGCCAUGAAGGGAAACCAGUGGCAGUGCGGGAGAAGUUGUUUAAGAUCCUGACCAAGGCACACAAACAGUGUCAACACGGCGGCCGAGACAAAACAUCUGCGCAGGUCAGAAAGGUGUACUCAUGGUUUGACUCGCAAGCCUUCUUUAUGGUUCGAGAGACUAAUCAUGCAUGCUAG